UCAGGGAGUGUAAUUCACGGUCCUCUUGACCCGGAAAUACAUUUUAUUCCUUUCGGUCACACGUGUGGAGGAAGUCGUGCAAUUUCCACCAUGGGGAGGUCCAAACAAACAGGAAAUCAUAAGAGUGACAAAAAGAAGAACAUUUCAAAGACAUGGAAGACAAAGCGCAGGACUAAAGAUCUGGACCAGAUCCACACGGACAUGAAGCCAGAGACAGCAACCAAACUGCUGCAUCAGGAGGUGGACUACGACGUCACCGGAUGUGCUCAACACUACUGCCUGCACUGCGCGAGAUAUUUCGUGGACAUGAGAUCUUUGAAAGAGCACUUCAAAACAAAAGUGCACAAGAGAAGAUUGAAACAGCUCCGGGAAGAGCCCUACACGCAGGCAGAGGCGGAGAGAGCUGCAGGCAUGGGCUCCUACAUCCCUCAUAAAACUGUUGAAGUGAAAACACAACCGGUGGAAGAGGACAUGGACUGAGAACUACCAGCAUUAAAAUAUGGACUGAUUUUUCUCAGUGUCAUUGUGGAUCACGCAUCUGUUAUUUAUUACUGUCACAAUUCUUGAUACAAAGUGAGAUGCUUCUUUUGUGACAGAUAAUGGAUGCUCUUUUGCAAUGUAUGAGUGUGAGGCCACGUGUACCUAUGUACAUUUAUAACAGUGGAAGUGUUUGGAAUGAUGAUAAACUAAUGAGGUAGAAAAAUGAAUAGGCUAAGUAUCAGGAAUGACAGAAGAUCUUUUUCCUUUUUUUGUCAUUAAGUUGCAAAUUUUCUGACUUUGCUGUCAAUUGUGUGGAGAAAAAGGAAAAUGCAUUCACAUUAUAUAACUACAGUGGUUUUCAAAGAAGUUUGCAAAAUUAAUAAGAUAAAUCCAAGCACUGUGUCAGGUACAGUACACAUGUAAUGUUUGCAGACUAUGUAACCUGUUUUAAUGUGUAUUGUCACUUGCAUCAGUGCACAUUGUGUUCAUUCUCUGGUUUGUGCAGCGCUGCUUCCAAAAAUUAAAGCUGGGGUCUAAGCGAAAAGAAAAGGACAAUCCAUUGCUUUUCAAAGUACAUAAAUCUUACAGCAGAAAUUAUAUUACUGU
This is a messenger RNA of Cololabis saira (Pacific saury), 1086 nucleotides long. It is a transcript of the gene znf593, whose product is annotated as zinc finger protein 593. Bases 91 to 480 code for a protein of 129 amino acids. Gene Ontology annotation, molecular function: nucleic acid binding; zinc ion binding. The transcript is spliced from 4 exons. The record is from RefSeq and is a predicted model, not a curated record. Lineage: Eukaryota; Metazoa; Chordata; Actinopteri; Beloniformes; Belonidae.